UAUCGACAGAGAGCAGCUGGGACAGACGGAGCAAAGGGCGAGUUGAAGCAGCGCUCUAACUCGUUGUGGAUGUUGAAGAAUUCGCUUGUCGAGAAAGUCGCUGAUCCGCCAACGAGAAGGACGGGGAAGUAAAUGACGACCCUCACCUUCAUGAAAAUGUUAAGGAUAAAGCCUUCAUUUGAAAACGUUAACUAAGGAUGAUGAACGUCAACGCCUCAAAGAGUAACAAUAGCAGGACAAGGACAUAAAGAAUUUCACACAGCGAUGAACUAAAGACAUCACGACAACAAUGAGCAGCAGCUUCUUUACAUCUUGAAUAGGUAGCGUCUACAUAUUUUCAAUUUCAUCAUCAAAGUGAACAAAUCAAGACGUAUCUUCAGUGCAGCAUGAGCAUCAAAAUACAAAAAGAUGAAUUUCACACAUAAUAUAAUGCCAGUAUCACUACAUCAACGGAACUCUUCAGAUACCAGCCUACUACAGAAAACAUUUCCAAAACUGCUCAAGAACUUCUUCUACCCAACUACUUGUAUAGCGAUUAUUUCAUCAGGACUUACGACACACAUACAUCAAUAUCUUCAAGGACUGCAUAGAGAUCCACAACUGCCUGGUAGUUCACAUUGGAAGAUACCAGCACCCGUGUCCUCGACAA
Messenger RNA from Amoebophrya sp. A25, 649 nucleotides. NCBI's taxonomy places the organism in Eukaryota, Dinophyceae, Syndiniales, Amoebophryaceae. The record is from the annotation of a GenBank genome assembly.